Dujonia railenensis is the source of this 2154-nucleotide messenger RNA. NCBI's taxonomy places the organism in Eukaryota, Fungi, Ascomycota, Pichiomycetes, Serinales, Debaryomycetaceae. The record is from the annotation of a GenBank genome assembly.
AUGUCACUUUCGACGCCCACGAAGCGACAUAGCUACAGCUUUGGCAGCACAGCCACUACUUCAAAUCGAAACUCUGUGUACAUCACUUCCCCAACUGCCAGUCAACAUCUUGCGCAAGCAUCACCUCCUGCUAAAAUACAAAACACAAACAUCAAAGUCAUUGCUAGAUUCAGGCCACCGAACGAGGAGGAAUUGAAACAUGGAAAUCAAAUUACAGAGUUCUACAAUGACAACAAAUCGGUUUCAAUCCAUACUAAGGAAUUCUCCAAUAACUUUACAUUCGAUAAGGUCUUUGAUCCAUCGUCUUCUCAGCUAGACAUUUACAAUUAUUCUAUCAAAGAGACAAUUGAUGAUUUUUUCAAAGGGUACAAUGGUACUAUAUUGGCUUAUGGGCAAUCUGGGUCUGGUAAAUCGUUUACCAUGACUGGUGGCGUACACCUUGACGGUAUCAUCCCGCGGCUAAUCACAGACAUCUUCAACUCCAUAAGUAACGGCCUGGACGAAAUCGAGUAUACUGUAGGUGUUCUGUACAUGGAAAUCUAUAUGGAGCAAAUAAGAGAUUUACUAGAUGACAGUCCAAAUCUAAGCUUACAUCAAGACCAGCAUCAGCACCCGGUACUGCCCAGGCACCUGAUUCUGCUGUUUACCCAGUUACUGCCCAAAAAUGGAAAUCCUCAGAAGUAUACAAUACAUGAAGAUAAAGCCAAUGGGGUAUACGUAAAAGGACUCAAGCAAGCAUUCGUAUCAUCAUCAACUGAGUUAUUGUCCAUUUUACAGAAGGGAGACCGAAUGCGGGUCGUCGGAUCGACCAAUGUGAAUGUUGAGUCUUCAAGAUCUCAUACCAUAUUUCAAAUCAAGCUAUCCCAGAAGCUUCUUGAAGAUAAUACGAUUAAGAACAGCAAUUUAUUUUUAGUAGAUUUGGCAGGAAGUGAGAAAAUAAUAAAGACUGGAGCAGUUGGACAUACUUUAGAGGAGGCAAAGAAAAUCAAUUCUUCUUUAUCAGCACUUGGAAAUGUAAUUUACUCGCUAGCCGAGGGAAAAUCUAGCCAUAUACCUUAUAGAGAUUCUAAAUUAACUAGAAUUCUCCAAGAAUCAUUGGGAGGGAAUUCCAGAACAUGUCUUAUAAUAACUUGCUCGCCGUCUUCAGUGAAUGAACAAGAAACAUUGUCAACGCUAAGAUUCGGAUCAAGUGCUAAAAAAAUAAAAAAUAAAGCCCAUAUAAACACCGAAUUGAGCAGUAGUGCCAUGAAGGCUAAGAUUGAAGCAAUGCAGAAAACAAUCGACCAAAACAAAAAGUACAUAGAGGAACUAGAAGAAUCUUUAAGGGGAAGUGUAGGAGUAGAUUCAAUUUCCGAGGACGGAUCAACAGCCCCAAGGACAGCGACACACUCUACUACUUCUCCUACUUCUACAAGAAGACUUUCACUUACAUCUAGGAAUACCCCGACUAGGAUUCCACGUAUUAUUCAACAGGCGGCAUCAGUGACAACUUUACCCGUAACGACAGCAAAUGAUUUAGAGAUUAAGAGAAGGGACAAAAAGAUUGAGGAACUAGAAUCGACAAUACUUCAGUUAAAAAUGGAAAAUUUAAAGUCCACUCACGAGGAAGAUCUGAGAUUGUUUAAAUUAGAAAAGCUUGUUCUUAAUUUUUCUGAUAAGUUGAAUGAACUUGAACAGACAAACAAUACGCUUAGUGAGGAUAUACUAAUGUCAACCAAGAUCAUCGAAUCAAGGAAUGAGAGAAUUUCAAAGCUUGAGAAUAUACUUAGAGAUCAGCAAGUACAAAUGCUGAAGGAAAGUUUAACAAUGGACUCAAAGCUAGGCUACAUAAAAGAUAGACUUAAGCAGCAGCAUCAACAUCAACAUCAUCAACAGCAUUCCCCAUCUUCAGCGAUGAGUCCCAGACAUGGAACUGUAUUCAACAAUCGACCACUACUGUCACUUUUUACAAAUGAGCUUUCUAUUGAUGAAAAUGAAGUUGAAACAAGUGGUAAUUAUAACAAUACCAAUAAUGAAUUUAGUACUCGUUUAGGUAGUCCGUUGGUUACUCAAUCAACUGCGAAUUCCCCAAAAUUAGGAUUAAACCUUAGGAUUGUCAAACCGUUAAGAGGAGGCGCACCCCAGCAUACAUACGACCUUGGAAAAGAAAAUUAA